Molecule: messenger RNA, 894 nt
Organism: Monomorium pharaonis (pharaoh ant)
Lineage: Eukaryota; Metazoa; Arthropoda; Insecta; Hymenoptera; Formicidae
Exons: 3
Coding region: 1-423 (140 amino acids)
Source: RefSeq, a predicted model, not a curated record
AUGUCGGCGGCGAACAACGGCGUUGAGAUUGAAGGAGCGUCGCGUCGCCCCGGUGCCGGCGAGAAUACAGGUCACCGUACCGACGCCGCCGAAUCGCGAAAGAGACACGGGGAGGUGGACGUGGGGACCGACGAACUCGUCGGCACGGCGCCAGUCGUCGAGUCGCCAUGUCACUGCGAGCAACUUGCCGCUAUCUCGCGGGGGCCGCUGCUGCCCUACGCGCCGGGUUGUGAAGGUUCGCCAAGGGACGCGGCGGCGAGCGGCAGCGGUGGCGACGACACCGCCAGUAGGGGUUGCGGACCCAAGACGCGAGGGAGUGUGUUCAGUGCCGUUCGAGUUCCGCAAGUGGUGUUUCUUUCGCGCCCGGUCGACGACCAAGCGACCCGCUGUAACGUCCAGCGUCGCGCGCGCGCUCAGAUUUGACUUGGAAAAACUGAACAAUUGCGAAAGGCCUCUCUCCGAGGCCUCCAGAAUAGACAUAAUACGUCACAAUUGUUUUCUGCACCCUGCAAUAGCGGAGUUAACUGUGUGAACUUGUGCCAUCGUCAUAAGACUUUUUUCUGUCGCGAACGCAGUCCGCGAUCUUGCGAUCGAUUUCGCAAGUUUGCAUGCUUUUUUUAAACGAUUAGAGGCGCGUUUAGUCAUCGCACGGCUUUCUAAACUGUUUGAAACACUGGUAACGUCUCUCAAUAGGAGUUGAGGUGUAAAGAUAAAAAAGGGGGAAGAAAAUAUAUCAUCUCGGUGACAUCGACGCUCGCAGAGUAAAAUAUCGAUAGGAUCCGACCUUUUACCUUAGCAAAUGAAUAGUUUAUCAAGAUUAAUCAUAUGACCCGGCAAACUUAAUUCAGUUAACUCAGUCCGGAAGAAUUUGACGCACAAUUUUUGAGGGGGAGA